This is a messenger RNA of Triticum aestivum (bread wheat), 4996 nucleotides long. Its product is annotated as auxilin-like protein 1. The coding region runs from base 242 to 4813 and encodes 1523 amino acids. The record is from RefSeq and is a predicted model, not a curated record. The transcript has 8 exons. NCBI's taxonomy places the organism in Eukaryota, Viridiplantae, Streptophyta, Magnoliopsida, Poales, Poaceae. Gene Ontology annotation, biological process: clathrin coat disassembly; clathrin-dependent endocytosis. Gene Ontology annotation, molecular function: clathrin binding. Gene Ontology annotation, cellular component: cytoplasm; vesicle; intracellular membrane-bounded organelle.
AAAAAAGAAAGAAAGAAAGAAAAGAGCUCUACAGGCGCCGGCUCGACCUACCACUCGUCCCCCCGCGCCCACUUCCCAAAUCGCCCCAGGCCCCAAGCUCCUCCCUCCCGUGCUCCAACCGAAAUUCUACUCCCAGGAGCGUAGCAAAGCUAUUUGAAUCAGCGGGACGCGAGGCUGCUGCCUGCUGGACUGCCUGUGCUCCCCUCUGCCCCCCCAUUCUCCAAUUCGCCGCGAGGCGCGUAUGGAGGACCUCACCACCGCGCCGCCACCGCGGCACCGGGCGCGGAGGCACCGGAGGAAGGCGUCGGACUCGGCAACGUACGGGGACGUGUUCGGCGGGGGCCCGCGGUUCGCGCCCCCUGUCGCAGGGGCUCCGGCGGACUACGCGGACGUGUUCGGCGGCGUCGCGGCCUCCUGCUCCAUCCCGUACCUCGACCUGCCCCCGGCGGCAGCCGGGAGCGACGGCGGCGCGGGGAGGUACGGCGAGAUCUUCACGCGGGCCGGCUUCGGGGAGUACGCGGCGCCGUACGAGGACAUGUUCGCGGAGCCGGAGGGAAUGCCGGAGGAGAUCGAGUCCUGGAGCGGGAGCUCGAGAUCAUCAAUCAGAAAAGAAUCUGCUGAAAUGGAUGCUGAGCCAUCUCUACUCUAUCAACACUAUCCAAAUGUGGUCUAUGACCAACAGUUUGAUGAGGAACAGUUUUCUCCAAUCUCCUUUCCUCCAGAUGGUGAACAACAGUUCAACAUGUCAUAUAAUAAGGCAACCAGGGGAAGGCUAGAUGAUCUAGUUGAAAUGACUACUUGCAUGGUGGAGCCUUCAAUAAGUUACGUGGUUGACUCUUGUAAUUUGUCAAAUGAUUCAGCAACUAAUCAUGUUCCAGUAAUGCACAAUGGUGCACUUGCUAAUGGUGAAGAUAAGGAGAUGAGCCCACCACCACUCCCUGCAAGCGGUGAUUCUGUAGCUGAUGAGAAGCAGCAUAUUUCUCCCUGCCUUCCCAUUUAUGAAAAUCAUUAUGAAGAUAAAAAGGAUCACAGGAGGUCUAGCAUUCAUUCAGCAUCAAGUGAGGAAAACAAUGGUGCGACUGCUAAUGAUGAAAAUAAGGAGACUAGCCCACCACAACUCCCUGUAAAUGGUGAUCCUGUAACGGAUGAGAAGCAACAACAUAUCUCAACUUGUCUUCUCAAUUCUGAAAAUCUCCAUGAAGAUGAAAAGGACCACAAGAGAUCUAGCAGCACUCAUUCAGCAUCAAGUGAGGAAGUACCUUCCCCAGACUAUCCAUUCUUAAGGAUGUCCAACACCCACAUUCAAACACCGCCCAUCAAUGUACAACCACCAUCAAUCCUACCAUCUAAUUUUCUUAAUAAGAAGGAAAGCAAAUCUAACAGAGAUUCUGAGGUCAAUCCUAACUCUGCUGCUGCUGAUGCUAUAAAGGAAGCAACAAAUGUGAAGCAAAAUAUCUCAACUUGUCUUCUCAAUUCUGAAAAUCUCUAUGAAGAUGAAAAGGACCACAAGAGAUCUAGCACUCAUUCAGCAUCAAGUGAGGAAGUGCCUUCCCCAGACUAUCCAUUCUUAAGGGUGUCCAACACCCAUAUUCAAACACCGCCCAUCAAAGUACAGCCACCAUCAACCCUACCAUCUAAUUUUCUUAAUAACAAGGAAAGUAAAUCUGACAGAGAUUCUGAGGUCAAUCCUAACUCUGCUGCUGCUAAUGCUAUAAAGGAAGCAAUGGAUUUUGCUGAAGCGAGGUUAAAAGCUGCAAAAGAACUGAUGGAGAGAAAAGGGGACAGUUUUAAACUUCGGAAGAGGCCAGGUCAUCAUAGAGGCACAAAAUCGACAGAAAUCAAGGAAGAUAAGGGUCCUGAAGAGGUGAAUAUAUUUGAAGAGAAGCUGACCUCAAGAAAGUUAGCAGAAGAGGAAAACUAUGAGAAUCUAAGUUUCCUGGAUAAACACAGAGGCAGUAGUGCAGUUAAGAUAGCAGACUGUUAUCAAGACGGAAAAGGGGUUCUAUCUCCAGGGAAGCCUCAGCAGAUAAUACAAAGUGACAGUAAACUUGAUCAACUAGGCAAGUGGGCAUCAGAUGCUGAAUUCUACGAUCUGGUUAGCCAUCAUCGGAAAUCUACAACUAGCACAGCUGCAUGUGAAGGUGAUAAUGGUCCGACAACAAAUCCCUUCACUAAGCAUGGCCAUUCUGAGAAAGUAAAAGAAGGGGUUAAUGCAGGGGAUUUGGAAAGAGAUGGGAAAUUGUCGGGUUGUAAUGAAAUAACAGAGCUGGGAAAUAUACAUGUAGAUCUUAUAGCAGAUGAUACCGCUGCUCUAGGGGUUGAACAUGAGGCUCCUACAGCUCCUGAAGGUUCACUAUGGGAGGAAAGGGUGGUAUACCAAGAAACAAACGAUUCUCAUAUCAAAGAACAUGUAGGGCAAAGCAAUUCUCCAAAAGGUCAUGAUGAUGAUGGAAUAUUUGAGGCUUCAUGUAUGAAUGGCAAACCUCCAAAGCUGCAUGUUGUUCCAGAUACAUCCAGUUUGUCUUUGAAGGUUUGUAUACAGGUAGACCAUGCCAAUGGUAACCAAAAUUGUUCUGAUGCUAGUACUGAGGAAACUCCACUAGUAGGAAAAUAUGACAAAGAAAACAACAAUAAAGAGGGACUUGAGAUUCCAUGUGCUGAUGAGACACUUUGCACUUCCGUAAGGAAUCAAAUAUCAGAUGAACAUCCGGAAGUUCCUCUAAUUGAUGAAAUUGAGACGAGUCAAGCGAAAGAAGCCACAAUAGAAGAGCCUGCAGAAUAUUAUGAAGACCAAUGGUCCCCGAAGAUGUCAAAUACAGUUCACAGGGAGGCUAAAACUUAUGGGGAAGACAAGAUGUUCAGUUUUGUUGAUGAAGCAUGCCUGCAAAGUGAACAAGAAAAAAUAGCUGAACUACCUUCAGAAAUGCUCAUCCAUAAAGAAAUGGAGAGAUUUGGAAUUGAGGAGAAAGAAAGCCUGCAUGAAGAUUCCCAAGAUGAAGAUGUAUACUGGGAUGCGGGAUCUCCUGAAAAGGAAACUAGUGUUACUUCUGAUACCGAUGCUAAUGAAAAUGACGAAGCAGAGGUGCUGAAUGUAUUUGUGGCAGACAGUGACUUGACGGAAAACAAUGUUAGAACAUGUGCUACUUCUGCCAAACACUCAGAUAAACUCCCAGAAUCUCAGGAGUCAUUAUUGGAACCUCAAGAGUUGGCAAACAAUAUGGAUAUAAUUGAGGAUUUUGUAUCCCAUGGUAACCAAAAAGAAGCAAAAAAUACCUUGUUAGGGAACAGUGAGACGACACUGGUGGAAAAAACCUUAAACCAUGAUAAGGAAGGCCAGACAUCUGCGGAAACUGGUGCCACCAGAGGGCUAAAUGAUGUAUAUGCAGAAAUAAUUGCAAAGAAUAAUAGGGUGGGUAAUGUACUUCAUUCUGGAGCUGAAGUUAUCACCGAUGAUUACAAUGAUCAUACCACAUGUUCUAAAGAUAUGCAUGCUUCAUUCUCAGAAGCAUGCGCUAGCAUGCAUCACUUGCCUCAAAAUGCUGAAUCUAUUUCUGCUCUGACGUCUGAUGAAAGCAUAUCUUUCCUUGUAAAUCUUGAAGAGAACUGCAUAAAAGCAGAUAGUGAAUAUUCGACAAUAAGAGACACAGCGUUACAAGGGAAAAAGACAGGCGGCAAAAUUGAAGAAGGAGAUGGCAAAGACAAAAUGUCGAGUGUAAAUUUGAAGGAUCAGCGAUCUUUUGGAGAGGAUAGUGCAUCAAAGUUUGUUCAGAAAUCAAGAAAAGAGACCUCUGAUGCCCAGAGAAUUGAAGGGAGAGAUGAUAUAAGAAAGGCAGAAAGUGAAAUUGAAAAGGAUGUCUCCCUAAGACCAGAUAAAGAUAAAGAAAGGGAAUACAAAAUGGAAAAAGAACAAAGUAAGGAGAAACCAAUAAGAGAACUAGAAGAAGAGAAGGAGAGGGAGAGGGAGCGGGCAAAAGAUAGGCUUGCUGUUCAGAGGGCUACAAGAGAAGCUCAUGAGAGGGCAUUUGCUGAGGCUCGUACAAAGGCUGAAAGAAUAGCAUUGGAAAGGAUUACCUCUUCACGACAAAGAGCGUCUGCAGAAGCACGAGCUAAAGAGAAGGCAAGUGAUGAAGCAGUUGCAGAGAAGGCUUCUAGAGAAGCUAGAAUAAAAGUGGAACGUGCAGCAGUCGAGAGAGCAACUGCAGAAGCUCGAGAGAGGGCAAUUGAAAAGGCAAAGGCUGCUGCAGAUGCUAAGGAGCGAAUAGAAAAGGCCAGGGUCCCAUUCAAAGAUAGUUUUAAGGCUACUAAUCAGGACACACAAUUUCAGAAGACAGCUUCUAACGAGCAUGGAAGAAGCACAGAUUCUUGCAAUCAAGCAUCUGAGUUUGAAUCAGCUCUAAGACACAAAGCAAGAUCCGAGAGGCACCAACGGACAGCUGAACGAGCGGAAAAAGCUCUAGCCGAAAAGAAUAUGCGGGACAUGCUGACUCAGAGGGAGCAAACAGAAAAACACAGAUUGGCUGAAUUCCUUGAUCCUGAAGUCAAGAGAUGGUCAAAUGGAAAGGAAGGAAAUCUGCGAGCAUUGCUCUCUACGUUGCAAUAUAUACUUGGUUCAGACAGUGGCUGGCAGUCAGUUCCCCUCACAGAUCUCAUUACAGCUGCUGCCGUGAAGAAAGCAUACAGGAAGGCAACCCUUUGUGUCCAUCCUGAUAAAUUACAACAAAGGGGUGCUACAAUCAGACAAAAGUACAUCUGUGAGAAGGUUUUUGAUCUUCUUAAGGAAGCUUGGAACAAGUUCAAUUCCGGAGAGCGCUAAGAGGGGAGAUAGGCAGUGGUGUUCAUUCUUUUCUUUUUCUGGGGAACAGGAAAUUAGGUUAAUAUCUAUAUAGCCAUAUCAUUAAUCGUUUAUAUAGAUGUAAAUAUGUGGUUCUGGGGAACAAUUUUUGACCAUCAUUCUACCAGAUUAAUAAUUAAAUAAUAGAGCAUCCUUUGUUCUCUA